Laccaria bicolor S238N-H82 is the source of this 3489-nucleotide messenger RNA. RefSeq lists its product as uncharacterized. Bases 1 to 3489 code for a protein of 1162 amino acids. The transcript is spliced from 17 exons. NCBI's taxonomy places the organism in Eukaryota, Fungi, Basidiomycota, Agaricomycetes, Agaricales, Hydnangiaceae. The record is from RefSeq and is a predicted model, not a curated record.
AUGGGUCCUCACACCUCUGCUCGCCAGUUCCACAACGGCUUUCCCGCUACCCUGGUGGAUCCUACCCAAAGUAGCGGUUCACAAAGGUGGACACUAGGGAGACCGGCCUUCAGCGGUACAUCAAGGCUUAUGGCUCCUACAGCAGCUUCCUCUGCUAAGGUCUCCAAACCCAGCUCUUCGACAUCCCCUCCGAGCUCCUCUUCAAAUUGGAGAAGAAGCCCAUCCAAUGAUCGAACGACAGACUCUUACGCCCCUUCCCGCGAUCAACCACCUCAUAUCUCUUAUCUGGCUCAAAGUAACAGCCAAGAACCUCGAAUUUCGUCUACUCAUUCUACAGCUCCCCUGCCCUCAGACGGAAACAACCCCUCUCAGCACAAACCUGGAGGAGAUGCAUCCUCUAACUACAGUUCACCACUCUCCUCUCCGCCCACUUCAGUCACCCCUACGACGCUCCCUGUCGACGAAGAGAUAGCCGUUCGGACGUUUCGCGUAGGCAUGGAAAGAGGGUAUUCCCUUUCCCCCAUGUAUAAUUUGAUCCUGGAAUACAAUUUAGAGAAAGGGAGUAACCUAUCUACCGCGAUGGAAGUGUCAUGGAUCUUAUUACACCCUAACCUCAACCCGUCGGACAUCACUCGUAAAACUGGGGAAGGAGUCGAUCCCUACACUAGUAUAUGUGUUAAAGAAGAGAGACUUGUUCGCAUCCUCCGCGCCGUCAAUGAACUACAGGCCUUUCUUCACUGGAUGGCUGAUCUUAUUGAGGAAAGAGCGCGAGUUUACUCCAUUGAUCCCGAAGACACCAUGACUACUGCUCUGAGAGGAUGCAAGAGUAGAUCGCAGUUGGACAUGGCCUAUAAAAUCUUAGUUAAACGACUUCAGGUAGCUCAACAAACAGUCAUGAAAUAUGAAUCUGAAUAUCAGGGGAACGACAUUCCCCUUUCCCCCGUCUCGACAGCACCCAAGCUGUACAGUGACUUCAAGAGAAUUGAGGACGUAGAUGGUCGUAUGAGAUACCUGUUAGAGAACAUCCCGCAUCAUCAAAACGGUGUAAGCUGGGACAUCCUUCAUCCCACACAAACCUUGACAUGGGACGAACCUGUAAAAGAAAGAGCGCUCACCCCUCCACUAGACAGUGAGCGUAAUCCUGUGGAAGUUAAGAAAAAGGUUGAAUGGGACAAUUAUAACUCACCUUGGUCCGAUAAUAAUCCAAGCAUCGAACAGGGUCGUGACCAGACCCAGGGACUAGAGCCGUCGUUUGGAUUCCAAACGCCAUUCCAGACAGGCAAGCAGUUCCUGGAACGAGCGGACGACACUACUUCCGGAGUAUUCUUCUCGACGCCCACUUAUAACGCUAACGCGGACGUCACCGUUGGUCUCGCUACUCCAUCCCGCUCGAAUCUAGGAGACAACGUCAAAGAGGCGAUGGUAAUGGAUCAAAGCCGAACACACACCUCGAAUGUCCCCUCCAACCAAACCUCUCGCCUAUGGACAGUCCCUGCAUCUUCAUCGCUCACUGCACCGCAAGCAAACAAAUCGAAUGCAAAUCCAGGAGGAGGACGAUCUCCACCCGGAAGAGGCAUGCCAGACGAUAACAGAGGGAACAGCAACCACGCUGGUGGAAGUGGAGGCCCUCCUCCGAGUAACAGCAACCACGGUGGAGGAGGUGGAGGAUUUCCUCCCCCCGGAGGCGGUGGAGGAGGUGGAGGAGGAUUUCCCUCCUCAGGAUUUCCUUCGGGAAAUGGAGGCCCGCCUCCACCAGGAGGAGGGGGUAAUGAUCCUCCUGGACCAGGAGGAGCUGGCUGGCCCCAAGCUCCUUACGGAAACAUGCCAGCCUCGAUCAAAACAGAGUUGAAGGUCGAGCAGCUUCCUGAGUGGGACGGCAACCACUGGACAGCCAUCGAUUACUUCUGGAAUGUUCAGCAAUUACUAAGCAGGAACUUCUAUGGUACAGCUCAGGAGUACAUGAUAAUUUCCGAGAAAGGGGACACGAAAGAGAAAGCCCAACGGAAUUUAUACUGGUCCCGGUUCAGCGUUGGAGUUCUGCAAGGUGACAGCAAGCUUGUGGGUCAAUCUGGUGGAUUACAUUCAUGUCAUGUCUUGGGAAAGUUUUACAAGAGUAUGGUUGUGGAAUUAUUCCUCACGCAGUAUCACUACACAAACUUCAACUACCUUCUACACCUUUAUCCAAUGGGCAAACACAGGAUUGGCCCCAAAAAAAUACAGCCCGUCACUUUCAAGGACGAUACAGCGUACAAGCGAAGGCAAAAGGCCUUGGCGCAGAAACCCGAGCCUGCUGACGAAAUUGCAAGGCACUUGAAGAAAACUCAGGAUGACGUCUUGAAAGCGCUUCAUCCCAGCUAUUUCUUAGCGUGUGCUGCAGGACAGAGCAACAAAUUCUUUGAAAGGGCCAAUCUCGUAUGGUGCCUCAGGUUUCCGGAGCCUGAGGAGAUAAAAGUGAAUAAGGAUUACAUGGACACUGAUUACGGGGCUUACAUUUUGAAGUUGCGGCAAAAGCUUGUCCGUAGCAAAGUCGGCUGGAUGUCGUUCCUCUUCCCAGAGCAGGCUGAUGCUGACUCGCCUCCGAAACAUAGUUGGAAUGCUGAGUUAAAUUCUGCGAUCCAAAAAAUUAUGAACGGCCUUCCGACCCCGAUGAUCGGCCUUGAAGAAAUUGAGAAAGCAAUAGUGGGACCAAGCUUGGGAGAGACCACGCAGGAGGAUACCUCGAGUGAGGGAGACUUCAACUUCAAUUUCCUGUAUUGUCCUGCUGGCCGUUACAAGGGAAAGAGCAAGUUCGUUGUUGUUCGCGACAACAAGCAUGACAACAAGCUUCACAUUGGUCACUCCCGCACUGUCCAAAUCUCUGAUAACGGCUUUCGAAUCCUCCAAACACCUCGCUCCCCCAUGAAAGUCUCCUCUGCUCAGAGUCGGCCCCUCGUAGAACAGGAAUUCGACGACUGGAACCCUUGCAUCGAGUAUGAAGAUGCCGGGGAGGAGUCACCCCUGAUAAAUGUCGAAGAAAACGUUCAAGGCACCGUGGCUGCAAAAGUUGCAGCAAAACGGUACCCCACUUUGGAUGCUCCGUUGCACGAGUGGGCUGGAAAGGAUUGGUGUGAUCCAGGAUAUAGGGAGGAAUAUCUGCUUGAAUUGCUUAGGCUUGAAGGGCAGGGGGGGAACACUUCCAUGGGUGCAUGUCAUGCUCCUCCCCAGCUGGAAUCUACCACUUUACCUCACCACAUCAUCAAGAAAUGGGAUGGCGCGUGUUUCGACAAAGUAUCACUGAAAGACUUGGGCCUCAGAGUUCAGCUCGGCCACCCUGCCAGUUCUCGAUGUGUCACGCCGCAACCUGGACACAAGGACUUUAUGGUCCUUCACACAAAUGGGUUGCAUCAAUGCGCAUACCCGGCACAGUUGACUAAAAAUGCAAAUGCGUGGAAUCUGAAAAUAGGACAAGGCUUUGGAACUGGCAGCAAGCACGAAGAGGUUCUAGAGUAA